CGUACGGUUCGAACAAAAAAAAAGCGGAAAAAGCGGAACAAACGACGGUUCCGCUGGAUCGACCAGACUUUUCGCUGCUUGUGGAAAGUGUUGAAAAAAUGCUGGAAAAUCAGCUUAGGGUAGGCGAAAAAGCCGCCGGCAUUCGAUCGGUAACGUAAUUGAAUUCGGGGCAGUGGAUUGAAAAUAAAAUUGAAUUUCGUGCCAAACAAAUAGCAAAACGAUAAACUAGUCGUUAAAUUGAAUAUACAAAUUGGUGUUUUGAUUAAAACUAAUAAACAUAAACACUGGAACCGAACCGCAGAGUAGCAGGCAAAGCACAAGCGGAAUUUAAUUUUAAAUACAAUUUCUUUGUGUUUCGGUGCUUGCAAUUGGCUGACAUUGCUCAUACGCCGCGUUGGUGCUGCGAGAAAGGGGAAUAUAGCAGCAUAGUUCCUGGUCGAGCAGUUGGCAAAUGGAAAGCAAAUAAGGAAAAGCAAACGCGAUACGCAACAUUAACUCGGAAAUCCCACAGUCAGGUUAAAGACAAAGCGAAAGUAGGUACUCCGGGGUGCGGAAAAUGACAUCAGCCAUGGAGAAUCGCAGUGACUUUCAGACGGAUGACUACUCCGACCUCAGCUGGAGCAGCUGGAGCAACUGGAGCACCCCCGCGGCCGCUCUCCACUCGGCCAUGAGCAGUGUCCUCGUGGCCACCAACACAACGCCGUUUCCCGAUUUUGGCCAGGACCUCGGCCUGUCCACCAGCUCCUUCAAUCACAGCCAAACCCUAUCCACAGACUUGCCCACCACCGUCGACGUGGAGGAUGCGGCAGCGUCCAUGGAGACGGGCUCGUUUGCAUUUGUGGUCCCAUGGUGGCGCCAGGUGCUCUGGAGCAUACUCUUCGGCGGCAUGGUCAUUGUGGCGACUGGUGGCAACCUGAUUGUAGUCUGGAUUGUGAUGACGACCAAGCGGAUGCGGACGGUAACCAACUAUUUUAUAGUGAAUCUCUCCAUCGCGGACGCCAUGGUGUCCAGUCUGAACGUCACCUUCAGCUACUACUACAUGCUGGACAGCGACUGGCCCUUCGGGGAGUUCUACUGCAAGUUGUCCCAGUUCAUCUCCAUGCUGAGCAUCUGCGCCUCCGUGUUCACCCUAAUGGCCAUCUCCAUCGACAGGUACGUGGCCAUCAUCAGGCCGCUGCAGCCGCGGAUGAGCAAGCGAUGCAAUUUGGCCAUUGCGGCAAUCAUCUGGCUGGCCUCCACGCUCAUCUCCUGCCCCAUGAUGAUCAUCUACCGGACGGAGGAGGUGCCCGUCAAGGGCCAGAGUCCCCGGACCGUCUGCUAUCCGGAGUGGCCCGAUGGCAUGACAAAUCAUUCGAGGCUGGAGUCCAUCUACAACAUCCUCAUCAUCAUUUUAACCUACUUCCUGCCCAUCGUUUCGAUGACGGUCACCUAUUCACGUGUGGGCAUCGAGCUCUGGGGAUCCAAGACCAUUGGCGAGUGCACGCCCCGUCAGGUGGAGAAUGUGCGCAGUAAACGGAGGGUGGUGAAGAUGAUGAUUGUGGUCGUCCUGAUAUUCGCCAUCUGCUGGCUGCCGUUCCACAGCUACUUCAUCAUCACAUCCUGCUAUCCGGCCAUCACCGAGGCACCCUUCAUCCAGGAACUCUACCUGGCCAUCUACUGGCUGGCCAUGAGCAACUCCAUGUACAACCCCAUUAUAUACUGCUGGAUGAAUUCGCGCUUUCGCUAUGGUUUCAAGAUGGUUUUCCGCUGGUGCCUCUUUGUGCGUGUGGGCACGGAGCCCUUCAGUCGGCGGGAGAACCUGACAUCCCGGUACUCCUGCUCCGGUUCUCCGGAUCACAACCGUAUCAAGCGCAAUGAUACCCAGAAAUCCAUACUUUAUACCUGCCCAAGCUCACCGAAAUCGCAUCGAAUUUCGCACAGCGGAAUAAAUCGCAAUGCGACGCUGAGGAGUAGUCUACCGGCGGAGUCGAAAUCAACUGGCGGAGGACACAGGAAGAGGAUGUCCUAUCAGCAGGAGCUGCAGCAGCGAUGGUCGGGUACGAAUAGUGCCACCAACAAUGGUGGCAGCAGUACGGCCAAUACCACACAACUGCUCUCCUGACAGCCGGCCAUCGCCAUCCAGGUGGUGCCGCCGGAGAGCCUGGAGAUGCAGACCCAGAUCGUCUGCUCCUCGCCCUACAACAACAACUACCGACGCACCAAUCCUGGAAUGGGCGAAAGGGACUCGUCUGAAAAUGACAAAACCUGGCUCUAAGCUAAUUUAAGGUCUCGAAUUUAUACUUUUACAAAGGUCAUUGGAGUUAAUUGGAAGCCUAGAAGGCCAGAAGCCUGGUAGCCAAUUAGACUAUAUUACAAUUCAUUCUUGAAGAAACCAAAGCUAAGUUAGGAUAUCGUCCUUGCCCCUCGAACAUAUCAGAUAUAGCUGGAUUACAGACCGUAACCCACUAAUUGGGAAUUUUCAAUCAAAAAUAGGUUGCAAGAAACCCAAUACUCUGUUGUACUUCAGUGCAAAUGGUUGUUGGGACAAGGUAAAUCGAAAUUAAACUGCUACAUCUUUUGAGCCAAGAAGUGGGUUUCCCAUUAAGCUAACUGAUCCAUUUGUGUCACUGUAAAUAUUCGGAUUGGUUCCUACAAACUGUGUGUUUUUAAUUCUUCUCAACGCUUUACGGCUGCUUGCUUAAGUUGUAACAAAUAAACAAAUGACUACGAAUGUGAAUGUACGUGUAAAUAUAAAUGUAUGAAUUUAAAUGUUAUUGCGAAUAAAGCGACUUUCUCCAUCA
Molecule: messenger RNA, 2780 nt
Organism: Drosophila elegans
Lineage: Eukaryota; Metazoa; Arthropoda; Insecta; Diptera; Drosophilidae
Gene: TkR99D
Product: tachykinin-like peptides receptor 99D
Exons: 10
Coding region: 557-2101 (514 amino acids)
Biological process (GO): G protein-coupled receptor signaling pathway
Cellular component (GO): plasma membrane
Molecular function (GO): tachykinin receptor activity
Source: RefSeq, a predicted model, not a curated record